UUCAUGAUGGCGACCAAAAAGAAAAAGAUCGUAACUAAAGACGAUCUUCGCCGUUUAAUGAAAGAAAAACAAACAACUAUAAAAGGAACAUCAAAGAGAAUCGACCACCCAUUAGCAAAGUAUAAUGGUUUGGAGCAGCUUGUGUGUGUUUUGUGUAACACAGUGAUUAAAACAGACUUGCUAUGGACCACUCAUCUCCAGACUAGACAGCAUAAAGAGAAAGUUGAAGACCUGAAGAAACAAAAGGAGCGAGCUGAGAGUGUUGGGGUGAAACGGAAGGCAGAAAGUAAUGGUGAUUCAGGCAGUCAGAAAAAAGUUAGAGCUGGUGUCAACAGUAACAAAACAGGCAAAAGCCUGCCAGCAGACUUCUUUGACUCUGAAAAGCUUGGAGGGAAGCCCAGUUCAACAAGCAGAAAACCUCUCCUCGCCCAGUAUGAGUCAGACUCAGAGUCAGAUGGCUCUGAACCCGACAGCAAAGCACAGGCAGAAAAUGCCAAACAAACCUCCGCAGCAGCAAAGCCGUCCUCCUCAGGCCUGCCCGCUGAUUUCUUUGACUCCGGUGUUAUGCCUAGUGCGUCCACAUCAAAGGAACCUGAGGAGCCGGUAAAACCUACAGCCAUGUCUGACAUUCUGCCAGAGGGAUUCUUUGAUGACCCAAAACAAGAUGCUAAGGUCCGUAAGAUUGAGUAUGUGGACAAGAUGGAGGAGGAAUGGGAGCUCUUUCAGCGCAGCAUGAAGGAGGAGACACACGUGUCAGAGGCAAUCAUCGAGGAGGAGGAUGAACAGGUGAACGUGGACCGCAACAUUGACGAGAUAGAUGAACAGAUUCAAUGUUGGAAGGAGGUGAAUGACCUUGAAGUUAAGAAGGAGGAGAUAAUGUCACGAGGUCCACGGGAUUUACGGCCGGAUACGGACAGCGAUGACGAGCUCAAUGAAGAAAUGCUGGAUGAGUUCCUUGACUGGCGAUCCAAGAAAUCAUGGAGAUAGCCCCUAGCAAUAAACCUACACAACAGGAUAUGGCUUGGUCUGAUCAAGGCCAGCUUACACUGGAGGGCUCUACUUUAGGCUCAUUGUGAUAGUUUGCAAGAUAAUGACCAAAAUGUGACAACUACUACUACUACAGCAUAUUACUUGGAAUGUGCUGUAACAGAAAGGUAUCCUACACUAACGAUGCCACAGUCAUGUCUUCAGCUGAGAUAAUUGGUGCAUGUAAAUGAGCCUGUUAAUUGAUUUAUUCUGAAAAUUCUGUAACGGUCAAGAGAUCAGCUUAAGAUAGCAUUAGAUUGGUAUUGUCAGUGGUGUAUGCUUUGAGGUGCAUCAUGCAUGAAUACUGUUUAAUUAACGAUUUAUCACAUUUGUUUGUAUACUCAUGCUGUAUAUAAAUUCGAUGAAGCGCAUUAAAAGUGAUCAAUUGUUGUAUUUACAUUUUGAAUAAUCGAUUCAAUUGGUAAUUUAAUUAGUAAAACCUUUUACAGCUGGUUAUUCACUGUUACAGAAGAGUUACAGUCAUUCUACUGCUGUAUAGAAGAAUAGCCAGUAAUUGUUAAAUCUUCUAUCACUGGUUAUAAAAAUUAGGAAAAUCCAAUCAGCGCCCAGAAUUGAUAUAAAUAAUGAUGUCAUAAACCCUAGUGGGUUAUGGAUUAUGAACGUCAAGUUUUCUCAACAAAGACUAGGAGAAUGCAAAUAAAUUGAAAUGAUCUUGUUAAAUAUUUGUGUCAUGGUUACAUGAUGAACAGUUCUGUUACAUAAAGUGCUUGUUCUUGUUUGAAGUAUUUGGAUAUUUAUCAUUCAGUCAUUUCAGUGUUAUUGAUGUAUAUAUUAUGUAUGAGAAAAUAAAAGCAGUU
Molecule: messenger RNA, 1844 nt
Organism: Mya arenaria
Lineage: Eukaryota; Metazoa; Mollusca; Bivalvia; Myida; Myidae
Product: zinc finger protein 830-like
Exons: 9
Coding region: 4-987 (327 amino acids)
Biological process (GO): mitotic DNA damage checkpoint signaling; nuclear DNA replication; mitotic DNA replication checkpoint signaling
Cellular component (GO): nucleus; spliceosomal complex
Molecular function (GO): nucleic acid binding; zinc ion binding
Source: RefSeq, a predicted model, not a curated record